CGAAAAAUACACAUACACUUAUAUUAAUUUAACUAUAAAUAAACCCUUCAACCCAUGUCGCAGCUACAGUCAUAUGUUGAUUGCAAAGUAUCGGUUAUAAUGAACGACGGCAGACUGGUCGUUGGUAUGCUGCGGGGGCUGGACCAAACAACAAAUAUUAUUAUGCAGGGGUGUCAAGAGCGUAUAUUUUCAGAAGACGAGGGAGUGGAGGUCGUGGAUUUGGGGCUUUAUAUGAUCCGUGGAGACAAUAUUGCUAUAAUCGGGUUGAUCAACGAAGAGGCAGACAAUGCUUUGGAUUUAGAAUCAUUGCGAGGAGAGACACUACAACCGGUAAAACAUUGAAUUGUGUGCGCGAAGAGAUUGGUUUUUAGUAAAGUUUUGAUAGGUUUUUUUUGCCCAGAUAAAAAAUUGAAAUAUAAAAAAAUGGAAAC
This is a messenger RNA of Kickxella alabastrina, 431 nucleotides long. RefSeq lists its product as uncharacterized. Gene Ontology annotation, biological process: mRNA splicing, via spliceosome. Gene Ontology annotation, cellular component: U4/U6 x U5 tri-snRNP complex; precatalytic spliceosome; U6 snRNP. Gene Ontology annotation, molecular function: RNA binding. Lineage: Eukaryota; Fungi; Kickxellomycota; Kickxellomycetes; Kickxellales; Kickxellaceae. The transcript has a single exon. Bases 55 to 342 code for a protein of 95 amino acids. The record is from RefSeq and is a predicted model, not a curated record.